AACAAUCAUUGACAGGGAUUGAGUUUCGACCAUUUUUGAUAAAAAUUGACAGAUAUAAUAUAUAUGUUACUGCUUUAGGAUGUCCAGAUGAAAUUAGCAAUUUUGGAGCUGGGAUUGGGUAUUCAGCAACAUUUGUUGGUGAAUAUUUAGGUAAAGGGGCAACAUAUGCUCAAAGAAUUGGAUGCCAUAUUGAAAUUUUUCAAGACAAUGAAUUAAAAAAGGAGUAUUUAGGAACAUCCCCAAAUGAUGUUUGGAUCAAGUCAAAAAAUUCAAGGAACUCAAUUUUUUGGACUGGAACAUUUAUUAACAAAGAAAAUUUUGGCAGAGUUCAAAAUCCCAAAAUGUGA
Molecule: messenger RNA, 347 nt
Organism: Entrophospora candida
Lineage: Eukaryota; Fungi; Glomeromycota; Glomeromycetes; Entrophosporales; Entrophosporaceae
Source: the annotation of a GenBank genome assembly